AGUGUCUCCACUGCAGAAGUCUGAGAUAGUGGAUGUGGUGAAGAAGCGGGUGAAGGCCAUCACCCUGGCCAUCGGGGAUGGUGCCAAUGACGUUGGGAUGAUCCAGACUGCCCACGUGGGUGUGGGGAUCAGCGGGAACGAGGGCAUGCAGGCCACCAACAACUCAGAUUAUGCCAUCGCACAGUUUUCCUACUUGGAGAAGCUGCUCUUGGUUCAUGGGGCUUGGAGCUACAACCGGGUGACCAAGUGCAUCCUGUACUGCUUCUACAAGAACGUGGUCCUCUAUAUCAUCGAGCUCUGGUUCGCCUUUGUUAAUGGAUUUUCGGGGCAGAUUUUAUUUGAGCGCUGGUGCAUCGGCUUGUACAAUGUGAUCUUCACGGCCUUGCCGCCCUUCACGCUGGGAAUCUUUGAGAGGUCUUGUACUCAGGAGAGCAUGCUCAGGUUUCCUCAGCUCUACAAAAUCACCCAGAAUGCUGAAGGCUUCAACACCAAGGUUUUCUGGGGUCACUGCAUCCACGCCUUGGUUCACUCCCUCAUCCUCUUCUGGUUUCCAAUGAAAGCGCUGGAGCACGACACUCCAUUGGCCAGUGGUCAUGCCACAGACUAUCUGUUUGUUGGAAAUAUUGUUUACACGUACGUGGUGGUUACAGUUUGUCUGAAAGCUGGUUUGGAGACUACAGCUUGGACAAAAUUUAGUCACCUGGCCGUCUGGGGAAGCAUGCUGAUCUGGCUGGUGUUUUUUGGCGUCUAUUCAACCAUAUGGCCCACCAUCCCCAUUGCUCCUGACAUGAAAGGGCAGCUAAUACCUCCAAGUGUUCAGGCUCUGCACGAGAAUGGGAGCCAGGCAGGCUGGUCCUGUGCUGCUGAAGCAGGCUUGCAUGACAUUAGCUGCGUCUUUGUUGUCUCAAGUCCUCUCGGUGCACACUCCUUUGAGUACUUCUACUUCCAGUGGGCUGAAGGUUGCUGGUUGCAGACACAUACUCCCAUCGAGGGGUUGACUUUCAAAUUUCAGAGGAGCCAAGCUCGUCACACAGCCCCUGAGGCACUCACAUUCCUGCAGGAGGCCCGCAAGCUUGCCAGUCUGUGUGGCUUCAAGGUUUACCUUAAUGGUGAUACUUACAUAUGA
Castor canadensis (American beaver) is the source of this 1126-nucleotide messenger RNA. The record is from RefSeq and is a predicted model, not a curated record. Lineage: Eukaryota; Metazoa; Chordata; Mammalia; Rodentia; Castoridae.